This is a messenger RNA of Talaromyces rugulosus, 855 nucleotides long. RefSeq lists its product as uncharacterized. Bases 1 to 855 code for a protein of 284 amino acids. The transcript is spliced from 3 exons. Lineage: Eukaryota; Fungi; Ascomycota; Eurotiomycetes; Eurotiales; Trichocomaceae. The record is from RefSeq and is a predicted model, not a curated record. Gene Ontology annotation, cellular component: nucleus; cytoplasm.
AUGAAGAUACUUUGCCUUCACGGGCGAGGGUCGAAUAACGAGAUCUUUCAGCUGCAGACUGCUGCAUUCCGCGCCGAGCUAGAAGAUUUCGAAUUCGAAUAUGUCCAAGGCACUGUGCCACACACAGAAGGAAACUGGUCUUUAUACACAACAGCAUUCCCAAAGGCGCCAUUAUACGGUUAUUACGACCCCCUGAGGCCGUCAUCAAUACAACAGGCAGAGGACGAUUUAAUCCAACUGAUCAAGGAAAACGGGCCUUUUGAUGGCGUCUUGUCCUACUCUGGCGGCACAGCCCUGGCGGCCCAAAUAAUCAUUCGCAAUGCUCUAGAAAACCCGUUUAGCUUGCCAGACGAAAGGCCAUUCCGUUUUGCUGUAUUUAUCAAUGGGGUCACGCCGCUCAAAGUCUUCCCAAUUGAAGAGGGAACAUUCACGGAAAUGACAAUGGAAAACUCGGCCCUGGUAAAAGAGGCCUCCUCCCUCCUGCUACGAGACUCAGCGACACGUGUCCGGAAGAACAAGAAUGAGUUCGAAGACUACGACCCAGCCGCGAUCAAAGCCGAGCUGAUGGCCCUGGAAACCAAAACCCUGACGGAUGGACGACUGUGUUUAUCAGACGGAAAAUAUGGAAUCACACGAUAUGAUUCUGGAAUUGACGGCAUUCUCAUGGAUAUUCCCACGCUGCACGUUCGGUGCGCCGAGGAGGAGGAUUUUCACCAUGGACUGCAUAUGACGCAGUUGUGCGAGCCAGACCAGUCGACCGAAUAUCAUCACCAUAACGGAGAGGAUUUCCCACGUGGUCAUGCGGAGAUGAAAAAAAUUGCACAGCUGAUUAGAGAGACGGCUGAAAGGGCCUAG